Messenger RNA from Tachysurus fulvidraco (yellow catfish), 1778 nucleotides. It is a transcript of the gene btc, whose product is annotated as betacellulin, epidermal growth factor family member. The transcript has 6 exons. The record is from RefSeq and is a predicted model, not a curated record. Gene Ontology annotation, biological process: positive regulation of cell population proliferation; epidermal growth factor receptor signaling pathway; positive regulation of mitotic nuclear division. The coding region runs from base 343 to 876 and encodes 177 amino acids. NCBI's taxonomy places the organism in Eukaryota, Metazoa, Chordata, Actinopteri, Siluriformes, Bagridae.
UGUCCCAACCAGUUCAGCAGCCCCGCCCCCUUCAUGUGAGGAAACCCAACCUGUGUGCGCGUGCACGCCGCUAUCUUCAGUAGGCCAGCUAAUUCGGCUAAGUCAUUUUACCUCAGGAAAGUCAAGCCAAGUUCAUCGAGCUGAAAAUGUAGAAUACAACUUAUCUAACUGUAAUUUCAGGGUAUAUCUAAAUAUAUGCAGGUACUGUGGGGCUGAGAGGAUACGAAUUUAGAAACCAAGUGACUCAUUAGUGCACUGUUUAUUGAGAGAGGAAGGAAGGAAGGAAGGAAGAUUAGUGACCUGAAAAUGAACUGUUGAUUUAAGAGCUGUGACAAAUGACAGAUGGAGAAGACACAUAAACUGCUGCUGGGGAUUUUUACAGUUGCCCUAUGCAAAUAUUCACAGGCUGAAUGGAACACCACGAAGGACACAGCGAAUAAGACUGUGUCCUGCGGUCCCCAUGACAACAGCAGCAACUGCACAGAUUUGAAGGAUAUCCACCAAUGGAGUGGCCAUUUCUCCAAAUGUCCAGACGACUACCUACAAUAUUGUAUCCAUGGGAUGUGCCGUUUUGUGCAGGAGCAGAACACGCCCACCUGCAGAUGUGAGAGUGGAUACAUUGGUGCCAGAUGUGAAUAUCAUGAUCUCGGCUGGUUGGUGGGUGAACAGAGGGAAAUAGUCAUCAUUAGCAUUAUAUCUGGAUUGGUCAUUCUCCUUCUCAUCAUUGUCUUUGUAUGCAUCUGUGCACACAGAAAGUUUUAUCGGAAAAAGAGGAGAAAACAGAAGAAAAGGGAUGAAGUGGAGCGGCUGAACACACUAAACACGAAUGAAGCUUCACCUGCAACCGGAGACGUGUCUGACACAAACACAGUAUGAGAGCUGUAAAACCAGUCUACAUGGAGUUCUCCUGCUGGACAGGAAGACAUCCUGCAUGAUUAACGAACCUGAAGUCCUUGAAAUGGACCCAAGGGAUGCGGCAUGUGUUCCAACUUUCCAGUCUUUAUUAUAAUUCAGCUAGACUAGACUAUGUGCUAGGCAUGCUUUUUUUCCUCCAGGCUGCAACACCAGCAGCAGUGUGUUUUGGAUGUUAUGGGCAUAGGAUCAAGAAUUUCUGGCCAGAUUUACAGAUCACAGUCAACUGUAAAAGGGAUCUGUUCUUCUCUAAUGCCCCCAAAUGACAAUUUAUUAGAUGGUUAUAUUAGAUAAGCGGACACUUUUGUAUGAAAAUGUUUAAUGCUGUGCAUAAAAAAGUGUCUAUUCAAGUCAGAAAAAACCUUUGAACAAAAAGCGUAUGUAACAUUUCUCAUUGUGAUUAUAAUGAAACAGAUACAAGAAUAUUAAGCCGAUUUCAAAAGACUUUUACUCCUAAGUCAAGUAAAACAUGUAACUGUCUUCUAUUGGCUAAUUGGCUAUUUACCUGCAAAUUGUUCCAUAAACAGAGUGAACAAUAAAGGCUUAAUCAUCUUGCAUUUAUUUUAUCAUCACAAUAAGAGAUGAAAUAAAUGGCUGAUGUUCAUAUUUUGUUUUGAGAUUUUUGUUAUCUCAAAACUGUGCAAUGAGACUACAGACAUCAUUCAGGCAGUUACCUCGAGAAAAUAGUUACUGCAAAGUUUGAUGUCAAAGAAUUUAAACAUUUCUAUCAAAUACACAGAUCUAUUUAUUGUUUGAAGGAUGUAAAAAAAAAAUUAUAUAUAAAAUAUCUGUAGUGUUGUGUGUUAUUUUACUUGCUAUGUAGAUAGAAAGUUCCAGUAAAGUUUAUCUAUCUAUCAAAAAAAAAA